GGUCCAAGGAUUUUCUUCUAUUUACAGAUGACCUGAAAGGACUUGUCAUUGGAUGCAAUAUUUCUACCAAGCAGUUGCCAUCUGUUGUUUUUCCACUAGUUUGGAAAAUGAUGUUAGAGUUAACUAUCUAUAUAUGAUUCUCAUUCAACCUUAAUUGACCGCGAGUGAAAUUCGAAGACUGAUUCACUUUGAUAAAUUCUUUGGGAUGUUUGACUUAUUGAGACGCAAAGCAGGAAGAAUGGCGAUAGGGACAUUCCGUAGCAACGUGUGGGACCCGGUGUUGAUCAUUUGCCAAAUUGUCAGCAUGCAGUGCCAGUACAUUGUCACCCUUGGAAUCUGGGUCCACCUCCUCAACGUCCUCUGCGGAUACAACACAACUAUUGAUCAACUUUUUACACAGGCUGAUAAAGGCUUGUUCACAGAAGGACCAGGAAAAGCGAAUACAAUGGCAUAUGCUUUAAACUGUUUGACAAGUGCGCUGGGACUAUGGAUCAUAGUGGGAAGAACGAAACAGUGUUUAGAUUUCUCAUUGACUACGCAUGUGAUACAUUUCGUGACCUGUUGGAUUGUCAAUGGACAUUUACCGCACACCGUGUCAUGGUGGAUACUUAACCUGGUCGGAGUGACACUCAUGACAGUACUGGGAGAGUUCCUAUGCAUGAGAUCUGAAAUAAAGGCCAUUCCGCUAGGAAUGGGGUCAAAAGUUGACCUAUAAGGGGCAUAUAACAAAUGAGAAAAAAUAUUAACUGUGAUAACAUGUAGGGUUUGGCGGAUUUUGGUAAUACAUUUAAAAUAACCAUUUGGUCUGCAGAUAAUUAACUUUUUAUGAAAAAAAGACAAACUCAAAAAGCGCCAAAGGUUAUGAAACAAUUAAAUUGGAAUAUGAAAUUUUAAUAGGUAUCAAUUUAGUGCAAAAUCACGUUUGCUUUAACCCAAUUGUGAAAGAUAAAUACAUUAACUUAUAAGUCUCCUACUGGUUUCACCGGAGGGGACUUAUGGUUUGCGCUCCGUCUGUCAGUCCGUCUGUCUGUCACACUUUUUGGGAUCCUGCGAUUACUUUAAAAGUUCUUAAUAUUUUUUCAUGAAACUUGAAACAUGGAUAGAUGGCAAUAUGGACAUAAUGCACGUCAUUUCAUUUUGUUCCAACGGCAAUAAUUCUUGUUGCUAUUGCAACAAAUAGACUAGAAAUACUGCUGAAAAUGUAGGUUUUCUGGAUCCUGAGAUAACUUUAAAAGUUCUCAUUAUUUUUUCAUUAAACUUGAAACAUGGAUAGAUGGCAAUAUGGACAUUAUGCACGUCAUUUCAUUUUGUUCCUACGUCAAAAAUUCUGGCAACAAAUAUUUUAAAAAAAUAUUCCGACAAUGGUGGAAUUUCGGACAAUGGUGGAGCUGGUAGGGGACUUUUAUUGCUUGGCAAUAGUCUUGUUUAAAUAUGUGUUCAUAAUGUACAUAUUGUUUGUGAGUUUCUUGUGUUACUAUAAAUCUUUGUCCAUGUUAACACUUACUUGCAAAUGGUCACUACAAUUGCAAAGAUUAUUUAAAGAACCAGAGGACAUUCAUUCUGGACACAUUUUCAUAUUCUGGAAAUUGUUCCAUGAAUAUUUGACUCAUUGUUGUUUCAAACCUUGUUUUAAAUCAAGUCAUGUCAAGGAUCAUGCUAAUCUGUUUAAAAAAGAAGAAUUUUCAAACAUUCAAUUUUAGCUCACCUGAGGGAUAGCUCGAGGUGAGCUAUUGUGAUCACUCAGCGUCCGGCUGGCCGUCCGUCCGUCUGUCUGUAAACAAUUUGUAAACAUCUUCUUCUACUAAACCAUUGAGCCAAUUUCAACUAAAUUUCAUGUGGAGCAUCCCUAGGUCAUGGGACUUUCAAAAAUCUUCCACAUUUUUUGUCCAAUCCUUUCCAAAUUUGCACAGUGUCUUUAUAUCAAUGAGGACACGAACCCUACAAAAAAUGAGCAUUAUUGGUCCAUGAAGUACAGAAUUACCUCCCCUUGAAUUGAGAAAAUGGUGUUUAUGCAAUGAAGUCCAAAUUUUUCAUCCAAUUCUUUCCAAACUUGUAAGGAUUUAGCAUGGUUCAAACAAGGGAAACAACUACGGUUCAUGCAUGUUCUUUUUAUUACAGAUUUGCCUCCCUUUAAUUCAUUCAAAAUCUCAUUUUACAGCAGAGAUUCCAAAUCUGACCUGUAAAUGGGCCCCAUAUUUACUGCCAGUGCUAGGUUACCUUUUCCCAUUUGAUCAUUCUUAAGUAUUGGUCUUGUAAUGCUGCUACUGCUUCUGCUUCUGCUACUACUACUACUACUACUACUACUACUACUACUACUACUACUACUACUACUUCUACUACUACUACUACUACUUCUACUACUACUACUACCACUACUACUACUACUACUACUACUACUACUACUACUACUACUACUACUACUACUACUACUACUACUACUACGACUACUACUACUAGUACUACUACUACCAACACCACCAC
Messenger RNA from Dreissena polymorpha, 2481 nucleotides. RefSeq names its product protein SYS1 homolog. The record is from RefSeq and is a predicted model, not a curated record. NCBI's taxonomy places the organism in Eukaryota, Metazoa, Mollusca, Bivalvia, Myida, Dreissenidae. The transcript has 3 exons. Gene Ontology annotation, biological process: Golgi to endosome transport; protein localization to Golgi apparatus; Golgi to plasma membrane protein transport. The coding region runs from base 206 to 715 and encodes 169 amino acids. Gene Ontology annotation, cellular component: trans-Golgi network; Golgi membrane.